AUGAUUGAUAUGUUAAAUAAAAGAUUAGAUAUAGAAAAAGAAAAAGGCAACUUUUAUUUUCUUCCUAAACAUUUAAAAAAAAAAAAAAAAUCAAAAUUAAAAAAAAUGAUUAUCUUAGAAAAAGAAGUAAAAAAUAAAAUUUAUUUUGAUAUUCUACAAAAAAAGCAAAAUGAAAAUAUCGCUAAAGAUUUGUGUUACAACUUAAUUAAAAAUCAAAUUAAAUGGAAAUUAAAAAAUUAUACUUACAAAUUUUAUUGUAGAAAAUAUAUGCAAAUAUAUAUCUUUAAAGGAAAAAGAAUAGGAAAAAGAAUUUCCUUUAUUAAUAAUUAUGAUAUUAAAGAUAAUAAUUACAUGAACAUAAUAGAAGAAAUUAAUAAUUUAAAAAAUUUUAUUUUAUUAAAUAAAAAAUAUUUAAAAAAAAAAAAAAAAUUAGAUAAAAUAAAAAGUUAUAAAAAAAAUAUGAAAAUACAUAACAGCAAAAAUAAAGUAGCAAAUAUACAAAAUGAGUAUUUUCACAAUGAUAUCAAGUAUAACAAUGAAGAAAAUAAAACUCAAAAAUAUGAAAUUAAUAAAAUGAGAAUAAAAGAAAUGAACUAUAAUGUAGGUAAAGAAAAUGAUAGCAAUCACAUGAGGUGUAUGUUAGUUGAGCAAAAUACAAGUAAUAUAAAGAAUGAAAAUAUUAAAAUUAUAAAAAAUUAUGAAGAGAAAUUUACAAAGAAUGAAAUUAUGAAUAGAAAAAAAUUGAACACUGAGGUUGUAAAUAAUGAAAAAUACAGAAUACAUAAAAGUAUGAAUGAAAAUAUGGAUAAAGAUAAGAUAAAAGAAAGUAUAAUAAAAAAUGAUAAAAUUUUAAAUUAUAUUCAAGUUAGUAAAAUAGAAAAAAAAAUUUAUAUAAAUGAUUAUGUAGACCACAAAAUAACUGAUGAAUUGAAUAACUUGGUUAAAGAAUUUCUAAAAAAAAUUGCAAAAUCGCAUGAAAAAUUAUUAUUAAAAAAAAAAAAAAGAUACUAUUUAGGAUUAAAAGAGAGUUAUAAGCAUAUAUGUAUAAAUGAGCCAAAACUAGUAAUAGUCGCACCUAAUAUAGAACCAAUGGUUAAUAAUGCAUUUGGUGAUUUAUUAGAGAAAAUAAUUUAUAAGUGUAAAGAAAAAAAUAUUCCUUUAAUAUAUGCAUUAAGCAAAAAUUUACUAGGUAAAUGCAUAAGUAAAUCUAGACAAUCAAUUAUAUGUGUAAUUGAUAAUGACUCAUAUAUAAAAGAAUGUAAUGAUAUUAUAACUUUAGCUAACUCUCUUAAAAUAUAUAAAUAA
Messenger RNA from Plasmodium gallinaceum, 1305 nucleotides. RefSeq names its product SECIS-binding protein 2, putative (gene SBP2). Gene Ontology annotation, molecular function: mRNA 3'-UTR binding; selenocysteine insertion sequence binding; ribonucleoprotein complex binding. The transcript has a single exon. Gene Ontology annotation, biological process: selenocysteine incorporation. Gene Ontology annotation, cellular component: ribonucleoprotein complex. NCBI's taxonomy places the organism in Eukaryota, Apicomplexa, Aconoidasida, Haemosporida, Plasmodiidae. Bases 1 to 1305 code for a protein of 434 amino acids. The record is from RefSeq and is a predicted model, not a curated record.